AUGCUAGUUAAAAUAGUGGUGAGAGAAGAUAUCAUAUCGAUCAUUAGUGCGUAUGGGCCGCAAGUUGGGCUAGAUGAGGAAGUGAAACGUGAGUUUUGGGAUAACCUGGGUGACCUUAUAGAUACCAUCCCUGCCGAUGAAAAAGUUUUUAUAGGUGGAGACUUCAAUGGGCGCAUAGGUAAGGAGGCAGUUAACUAUAACUCAGUUCAUGGCGGUUUUGGUUAUGAUGUAAAAAACGAGAGUGGAGAGAUCUUGCUUGAGUUUACGUUAGCAAAGGAGCUGGUUAUAACAAACUCGAUCUUUAGAAAGAACGAUGAACACUUGAUUACGUACAAGAGUGGUGGGCAUACAACCCAAAUUGACUAUUGUUUAGCACAGAAGGAUGAUCAGAGCUCGUGCUUAGAUUUUAAGGUCGUGUUAGGUACAGAGAUGGCCACCCAACAAAGCUUAUUAGUACUAGUGUUUCGUAUGAGGAGAAAGAUUGUCGAGAAGAAGAUAAAGGUCAGGCAAUAA
Molecule: messenger RNA, 513 nt
Organism: Amaranthus tricolor (Joseph's coat)
Lineage: Eukaryota; Viridiplantae; Streptophyta; Magnoliopsida; Caryophyllales; Amaranthaceae
Exons: 1
Coding region: 1-513 (170 amino acids)
Biological process (GO): chromatin remodeling
Cellular component (GO): nucleus
Source: RefSeq, a predicted model, not a curated record